GCAGCACAGCAGUCGGUUGUCGGUGAGUCGGUGUUUCGACAGUCGUUUACUACCCGUCCGGCAUUGCGGUCGUCGCGUCCAGUUUUUUUCUUCGGUGCACCUGUUCCUCCCUCACACGGUUACGGGUUCCGUCUUUUGUCCGUUUUCUUUUUGGCGCCAUCCCGUCAUUGUACCGAGUCGGUUUUCGUCACGUACCCCCACGGAUCCUCCCCUUUUGACCGUACAGUAAUAAUUAUUAAUCGACCGUACCCAGUGCACGUGGUGAAUACAGUACGUUUUUAAUUAAUAAACAUACCUGCCUACCUGCAUCAAAAACGAACAGCGCACGCCCUAGCUGACCAUCCGUCGGAAUCAGAAUAAAGAAGUUUGCUAAAAAUAAAACGCCUAACAGUUUCCGCACAUUUCUACAGUUUGACAUGGUAGUAGUGUCUGUGGAAAUCUGAGUGAUUACGGGGACUACGGGGACAUGUCGACAACCAGUGGCGGUGAUACUAAUUACAUGCAAGAGAACUCGGUGACUACUUUAUACGACGGUGAUAAAACGGUUGUCAACCAUAGAGUGUCACCACCUUCUUCGUCCCAUGCCGACAGUGGUUUAGAUAAUUCUUACCCAGAAUCAUCCGCUGGUGACGCUAAACUCAUUAUAGACGUGCCCGACUUUUCCACAGAAAUGGAAACACCUCGCACGGGUAUUGAUAACCCGAGCUUUGAGACUGAUAAAACUGAUGUACCAAAACCUAUAACUAACGGGCACAAUGGAACCGUUAAUCAAGAAAAGGAUAAAAUGGCUGAAGCUGUGAAUUUAGAAUUAAUUAAUAUGAAACCAUUUGCUAAAAGCAUUAAUGGCAAAGAAAACGGAGUUCCCAAGAAAAAAAAAGAAACUGCUGUUAAUAUGAAUGAUACGUACGAUGACUAUUUUAUCCCUGUGAAUGAACACAAAAAAUACAUUAGGGGUGGAGAAAAACUGUAUGUAACCAAAGAUAAACGAGAUAUGAAUCAAUCUAAAAAACCAUUUAUGUGUUGGGUGUUUGGUUUAGUCUUAUUGGCUGCUGCCGUCAUUAUCGCAAUUUUAGCAUCAACUGGUGUAAUAUUUAAUAACGAAAGCGCAGUAGAGAGUAGGAAUUUCAUGGAGAAUGAAAAAAUCGCCGGUUUUGGUAAUCACCAUGGACAUUUCUCAUCAGUCAGCCCACCUCCUAGUAUAGAUAGUUCAAGUCCAUUCAGCCCUCCAACCACUGAUAUGUCAGGAGUGUACCUUCCUAGAACCGUACAAGGUGAAAUUGUUAUUGACAAUAUGCAGUUUAAUUCUGACUUAGCAAACAAAUCAUCUGCAGAAUUCAUAUCAUUAGCUAGUUCAAUCGAAACCGAGCUAAAAAAUGCUCUUUUUAAAAACCAACCAUUAAAUAGUGUAACUGAUGAUAUACAUAUUAAAGUCUUUGAAUUUUCUUCUGGAAGUGUAGUAGCUAAAUAUAGAAUAGGCUGGGAAUAUAAAGAUGACAGUGAACCACAGGAUCUCAUUGAUGCAGCUACUCUUUACACUCGAUUGGAUAGUUAUUUACGAGAAUCUAAUGGAUAUUUAUACAAUUAUAGAGUUCCUAUCCAUAGAUUGCGCUCAGAUCCUGUUUUGGAUAGAUGCAAAAUAAAUAACGGAAAAUGUUCCCAUUAUUGUUCUUACGAUUAUACAAGUUUAGAUUUUGUAUGUUCAUGUCCGUCUGAACUCACCAUAAGUGAGAAUAUGAAAGACUGCAAACGAAUUGAUGUUAAUAAUGAUGAUAUAGAUGAUAUUAACAUUCAUGAUAAUAAGCAUGACGAAGAUAGCUUUGACACCAAGUCCGAAUAUGAUUCAUUUCCAGAACUUGAACCUAGUUCGGUACCUGAAUCAAAGGCAGAGCCUGAAUCAAGGGCAGAACCUGAACCAAGUUCAAAACCCGAACCUGAGCCUGAACCUAAUCCAGAACCUGAAGUGAUAGCUGAACCAGAGCCUAGUUCAAAAUCAAAAACAGAAUCUGAACCGGAGCCAAGUGCCGUGCCCGAAGUAGAACCUGAACCAAGUUCCGAACCUGAAAUCAUUGCAGAAUUGAAGCCUAGUACAGAACCCGAAGUAAAAACAGAACCAGAGCCAAGUUCGGUGUCUGAAGUCAAAUCUGAACCAGAACCUAGUUCAGAACCAGAAGUAAAAGCUGAACCGGAACCAAAUUCAGUAUCUGAAGUUAAAGCUGAACCUGAGCCAAGUUCGGUAUCUGAAGUCAAAUCUGAACCAGAGCCAAGUUUAAUAUCCGAAGUCAAACCCGAACCUGAAUCUACUUCAGAAUCAGAAGUAAAAGCAGAACCAGAGCCAAGUGCAGUACUUGAAGUCAAACCCGAACCUGAACCUACUUCUGAAUCAGAAGUAAAAGCAGAACCAGAGCCAAGUUUAAUACCUGAAGUCAAAUCUGAACCAGAACCUAGUUCAGAACCAGAAGUAAAAGCUGAACCGGAACCAAAUUCAGUAUCUGAAGUUAAAGCUGAACCUGAGCCUAGUUCAAAACCUGAAGUCAAAUCUGAACCAGAGCCAAGUUUAAUACCUGAAGUCAAACCUGAACCUACUUCAAAAUCAGAGCCUAGUUCAGAACCAAAUGUAAAUGCAGAACCAGAGCCUAGUUCAGAACCAAAUGUAAAUGCAGAGCCAGAGCCUAGUUCAGAACCAGAAGUCAAAGCAGAACCGAAAGUAAAAGGAUCGGAAAUUAUCACAAAAAUUGAACCUGAUACUAAACCGGAACCAGUACCUAGUGCAGAGCCAGAUUCGAAAAGUUCUAUUGACAACUUUGAAUCGUUGUCAGAUGUCGACAUUAGUUCUGAAUCAGAUACUGUUGAACAAAAUAACCCGUCUUUAAGUUCUUCAUCAGAAAAAUCAAUUUUAAAUAUUGAUCCAUCUGAUAGAGAAGCAAAAUCCCAUUCAGAUGAAGUAUUCAGUCAUGAAAUCAAACCAGAAGUUACUUAUAGUGUAUCAACAGAGACUGAAUUUGAAGCAAAAACCGAGUCAGCAUCUAAAGAGAAUUCUAAACCCAAAGAAAGUUCUGGAUUAUUAGGUGAUAUUGAUUUGAAUGAUUCAGAGGAAUCCACUAUACCUCCAUCGAUAACCGAAAACUGGUUGACUACUACCUCAUCUAGUAUUCAAGGCAUUCCUAAAUUACCUAGUGAUCUGGAAGUAACUGAAAAGGAAAAUGAAUCUACAGAAGAUAAAAUGAAGACAGAAGCUUUAGGUUUUGAACAAAUGGAAUUGAAAUCUGAAAAUAAAUCUACCAUUAUUGAUUUAAUAUCAGAAUCCAACAGUAAAAAUCCAGUUGAAGAAAUAACCGAAAUGCCAGAAAUAACUACUUUAGAUAACGUAAAAGAUUUAUCAAGUGUAGUUACAGUUUCAACCAUUGAUGCAAGUUCAACUAUCAAAGAAGAUAUGAAUUUACCUAUGAAAGAAAUGGAAAAUAUUACAAAUGAACAUGUUACAGAAUACAUUGAUAUGACCACUAUGCCUUCAACAAUAGAUCAAGAACUAAUUAAGCCAUUGCAUGGUUCAGCAGAUCCAAAUUCCUUAGAAAAAAAACAAUCAGAUGAUUUGACAACUUUAGAAAAAACUAGUAUACCCGAUCCAACUAAAAAAUUACAGUCUUUAACAUCCUUGGAAGAUCAGAUAACUAAUUCACCUAUUAUUGAAGUUUUAAGUACAUCUACACAAAGUAGUAUUGAUAAUUUCAACGAAAAUAGUUCUCCUGAUGAAAAAGAUCCAAUUGAUCAAAUUAUAACACACUCAAAUGAAUCAAACAUAUCAGAUGUUAAUGAAGAUGAUAAUAUGAGUGCAUUAGAUUUAUACCAAAAACCAGAAUCGAAAAAAAAAGACAAGAAGACUUCCAAAAAUCCUGAAUUUUAUUUAUCUGAUAGUGGAUUUACAAAAAGAAAUAAAACAAAAACAGAAAAAGAAAACAAAAAAAAUAAUAAAUCUGAUGUCAUGGAUAUGAUGCCAGAAUUAUUAAAUUCCAACAAAUGUGAAGAAGGACAAUUCCAGUGUAUAAAUGGUACAACCAAAGAUGGUUCAUAUUGUAUAAAAAUGUCAUCAAGAUGUGAUACCAAUAAAGAUUGUACUGAUAACUCAGAUGAACAUGAAUGUGCUGAAAAUGCUUGUUCUGGGAAUUUCCAGUGUAAAAGUGGAGAAUGUCUACAAAGAAAUCUGGUUUGUAAUAAUAUAAUGGAUUGUGAAGAUGGCAGUGAUGAACAAUCUUGUGAUUUAUGGAAGUGUGCCGAUGAUGAAAAACAAUGUACUGGUGGUCAAUGUUUACCAGAGUCAUACUUUUGUGAUGGAAAAUCUGAUUGUAAUGACCAUUCAGAUGAGCUACAAUGCAAUAGUACUUGUAAUGGGUAUCAAUGUUCUAACAGCCAUUGCAUAUCGAGUACUUUGCGAUGCAAUGGAGUAAAUGAUUGUACUGGAGGAGAAGACGAACUAAAUUGUGAAUGUAAUUCCAAUGAAUUUAAAUGUAAUACGGGCUCAGAAUGUAUUCCAAAAACCCAAGUUUGUGACAAUGUACCACAGUGCACAGACCAAAGUGAUGAAUGGCAGUGUGUUCAACUUGAUGGUGUUCAACUUUUUGCAAAAAAAGAAAGCGAAAUAGCCAUGAAAGUAUGCAGUAAUGAUUGGUCAGAAACGUGGAGUAACUUUGUAUGUCAAAGUCUUGGAUUUACUGAAACAAAAACAACUAACUUCCGACCAAGUGAAAACUCUACUGAAAACUUAGUAGGCUACCUUAAGUUGAAACAGAAUGCAACUUUAAAUAGUUCUAAGAGCUUAACGGGAUAUCUUGAACCAGAACUGACUUCUUGUGAGACUGUGGAAAUUAAAUGUUCUUCUAAGCACUUGUGUGGAGAUUUUGGAGGCAAAGAUCCACUAUCAAUGGAAAUGUGGCCUUCUGUUGUCUAUCUUCAUAACACAAAAACCCAUAAGUCGUGUACAUCUAGUCUUGUAAAAAGAAAUUGGAUAUUAUCAUCUUAUAGUUGUGUACAUUCCAUUGAUGAAUCUCUAUCGCCUGAACAAUGGGAAGCAGUCUCAAGCAAAUCUCGAGUAGCCAAUGAACAGAACUUAACAAAAAGAUCAGUUUCUAGGAUAAUUAGUCACCCUGGAGUAAAAUUCGAGAAAUUACGCUAUUUCAAUGACUCAGUAUUAGUAGAACUUAGUAUGCCAUAUGAUUUAUCAGAAGAAGUCAAUACAAUUUGUUUACCUGAAAAAGUUGUUGAUAACAAACAACCAUGUGUCACUGCCAGUUGGUCAUAUGAGUCUCCAGGAGUUUUCAAACAGUUUUCUCGCUCUUUAUCUGAACCAUUAAUGCAAACAGAUUUGUGCAACUCAACAAAACACUUCAAUGGUUUCCUAACAGAACAGGACAUUUGUGUUGCUUCGGGAGAAAUGGAAGCCAGUAAUAUGGAAAUUGGAUCACCAUUAAUGUGUUUGGCUGAGAAUGGAUUAUGGCAAGUACAAGGUAUGCUCAGUUACCGGGGUGGUUACGGUCGGUCAUCAAAACCAUCGCUUUACAACGCGAUUGUAGAAUCUGUACCGUGGGUAGAGAACACAAUAGCAUCUGGUGUCUAACAUGUUCUCUUGGACAAUUUCCCCUCAUGGGUCUAAAUGAUUAAUAUUUUAGAAGUAUUUAAUAAUAAUUAUGAAACGACAACCAUUAUAUUAUUAUCUAAAGUGUCGUAAUUUAUACUUUUUUAAAGAGAUAUUAUACUAUAGUAUAAUGUUUUUGAUAUUUUAAGUACCUAUUUUAAUUUUUUUUUUUUUUUACUUAUGUUUUAAGAGAAAUUACUCAUUUAAACUUAUCUAAUUUUAUGGUAUAUUAUGUAUACAGUUAAUUAAUAUUUAAAUUCAUAGGCUUUUAUAAUACGGCAUGUUUUUGACACGAGUAUACAGCGAGUUGCCAUAUAGAAAUAUUAUUCAUGUCUGUAAAAUAUUAUCCGUCCAUUUAUUAUUAUUAUUAUUAUUAUUUUGUAUUUUAUUAUUAACCAGUAUAAUAAUAUAUACGAACAUGUUCCUUCGGUCGACCGUUUACAUUGGUUCGUGUGUUGGACACGCGAUCAUAUUAUAAGCUUCAUUAGUUUCGUUUACACGACUGUAUGUCAGUCGUACAACGGUCUCAUCAACGUAAACGCUCGUUAAAUCCAAAAUUAUAUCUUUUAUACUUGUUUGUAAUUAUUAUAACAUUUUUGUAGUUGUGCUCAAGAAUUUUAUAUUUUAAUAUAUUAUUAUUUUAUAAGUGAUGUGAUUUGUUUUAAAGCUUGAUACACUGAUGUAUUAACAUUUAUAUGUAUAUAUUAUAUGUAUAAUCAUAAAAUAAUACAUAUUAAUAUACUAUAUAGAACUACCAAUAUCAGUUAGAUUUUUCUAUAAAAUUAUACUCAAUAUUUAAAUUAAAUAGAUAUAUUCAAUAUUGUAUUAAUUGUAUGGUUAAAAAUAAAAUAAAUUUGAUUUACAUACUA
Molecule: messenger RNA, 6495 nt
Organism: Aphis gossypii (cotton aphid)
Lineage: Eukaryota; Metazoa; Arthropoda; Insecta; Hemiptera; Aphididae
Exons: 19
Coding region: 467-5608 (1713 amino acids)
Biological process (GO): proteolysis
Cellular component (GO): membrane
Molecular function (GO): serine-type endopeptidase activity; protein binding
Source: RefSeq, a predicted model, not a curated record